GAAGCUGUUUAGUAAUGAAGCUGAAAACUUUGACCAGGAGCAUCUCAGUUUCACUUUGAUAAUUCACAAAGGUUGAAGGAGGAGCAAAACCCAUAAAGAGAAAAACCGAUCCAAAUCCAGUCGAAGACCCAAAAUCAGAAAGAGGGAAUGGGGGCGAUUCCGGUAGUGCGGUUCCCGAUCUUCCGAGCAGUGCGAGUUGUCGGAGUGGCAGUGGCCGCUCUAGUCCUCACCUGGACCAUACAUUUCCGGGGAGGCUUGGCUCUCAUCUCUGACAACAAAGAUCUCAUCUUCAAUGUUCAUCCAGUGUUGAUGGUGAUUGGACUUGUAAUCUUGAAUGGUGAAGCCAUGCUAGCGUACAAGACAGUAUCAGGAACAAAGAGCUUCAAGAAAUUAGUUCACCUUACGCUGCAAUUCAUUGCGUUUUGUUUAAGCAUUGUGGGUGUGUGGGCUGCCUUGAAGUUCCACAAUGAUAAGGGCAUUGACAAUUUCUACAGCCUGCAUUCUUGGCUGGGUCUAGCCUGUGUGUUCCUUUUUACCAUCCAGGGGGCUGCUGGAUUUGUUACAUAUUGGUACCCAGGUGGCUCGAAAAAUAGUAGAGCAAACUUGAUGCCAUGGCAUGUGUUUUUCGGUGUUUAUAUAUAUGCACUUGCUGUUGUUACUGUGACUACUGGUAUCUUAGAAAAAGCCACAUUUCUUCAAGCCAACCAUGUAAUAUCACGCUACUCAACUGAAGCUCUGCUGAUAAAUUCUCUGGGGAUAUUGGUUGUUGCACUGGGCGGUUUUGUUAUUCUCGCGGUCAUUGCUCCUGCUAAUAAAGGUGACAUUUUCAGAGAAUCAACAGACCAAAGCAAAUCAUUAAUUCUGAAAGAGGAAUUAGAAGAUCAUGCUGAAUCCCCAUCACGAGCUAUGGCGGCGCCUCAUCUUCCAGACAAAUAA
This is a messenger RNA of Fragaria vesca subsp. vesca, 936 nucleotides long. Its product is annotated as probable transmembrane ascorbate ferrireductase 2-like. Gene Ontology annotation, molecular function: oxidoreductase activity. The record is from RefSeq and is a predicted model, not a curated record. NCBI's taxonomy places the organism in Eukaryota, Viridiplantae, Streptophyta, Magnoliopsida, Rosales, Rosaceae. The coding region runs from base 148 to 936 and encodes 262 amino acids. The transcript has 5 exons.